AUGGCCUCCAACGAAGACGCUCCGCCCUCGGCGGCUACUGAAGCCGUCCUGGUGAAAUCCGAGGAGAUGCCCAAGGACGCACAGAAAGUUGAGGAGUUGGACUUUAACAAGCUCAAAGGACCUAUCACGGCGGAGGACCUCUACGAAGGCAUGCGCCACAUGGGAUUCCAAGCUUCUUCUAUGUGUGAAGCUGUGAAGAUUAUCAACGAUAUGCGUGCUUGGAAAGACCCUGAGACGGGAGACAAGACAACUAUCUUCUUGGGUUAUACUUCAAAUCUCAUCUCUUCAGGCCUCCGAGGCGUUCUUCGUUGGCUUGUGGAGCAUAACCACGUCUCGUGCAUUGUUACCACUGCAGGCGGUAUUGAGGAGGAUUUCAUCAAGUGUCUCGGCGACACUUAUGUUGGCUCAUUCAGUACCCCUGGAGCUGAUCUCCGUCGCAAGGGUCUCAACCGUAUCGGAAACCUUGUCGUACCUAAUGCAAACUACUGCGCGUUCGAGGACUGGGUUGUUCCUAUCCUCGAUAAAAUGCUUGAGGAGCAAGAAGCCAGCAAGGGUAAAGGUACCGAGGAGAUCAACUGGACACCGUCCAAGGUAAUUCACCGUCUUGGCAAGGAGAUCAACGACGAGCGAUCUGUUUACUAUUGGGCGUACAAGAACAACAUCCCCGUAUUUUGUCCUGCCAUCACUGAUGGAAGUCUGGGAGACAUGCUCUACUUCCACACUUUCAAGACCUCACCUCUGCAGCUGAAGAUCGAUCUGGUCGAGGACAUUCGCCGCAUUAAUACCAUCGCCGUCCGAGCCAAGCGAGCCGGUAUGAUAAUUCUAGGCGGUGGUAUCAUCAAGCACCACAUUGCCAACGCAUGCUUGAUGCGAAACGGUGCUGAAUCAGCUGUCUACAUCAACACAGCGCAAGAAUUCGACGGCAGUGAUGCUGGUGCGAGACCAGACGAGGCUGUAUCAUGGGGCAAGAUCAAGAUUGGUGCUGAUCAUGUGAAGGUUUACAUGGAGGCCACAGCAUGCUUCCCAUUCAUCGUGGCAAACACCUUUGCAAAGGAUAUUGGAAAAUCCGAUCAAAAUUAA
This is a messenger RNA of Fusarium sp. VM40, 1080 nucleotides long. The record is from the annotation of a GenBank genome assembly. Lineage: Eukaryota; Fungi; Ascomycota; Sordariomycetes; Hypocreales; Nectriaceae.